Molecule: messenger RNA, 5203 nt
Organism: Branchiostoma floridae (Florida lancelet)
Lineage: Eukaryota; Metazoa; Chordata; Leptocardii; Amphioxiformes; Branchiostomatidae
Product: DNA polymerase nu-like
Exons: 27
Coding region: 159-4268 (1369 amino acids)
Biological process (GO): double-strand break repair; DNA-templated DNA replication
Molecular function (GO): DNA-directed DNA polymerase activity; DNA binding
Source: RefSeq, a predicted model, not a curated record
CGAGAAAGCAGGUCAAAAGGGUCAAAAGAUGACAUCACAAACCAACCCCCACAUUAGACCAACCACAGACAGCGUUACAGUCACUACAGUCUCAACAAAAUGGCGGGAGUUUCGAAGGUUGCAGAUUUGAGCACAAGUCAGUAGGAAUAAACUGAAAGAUGCAGAGGAUCUGGACCCCUGCUCAGCCACCUCCCGACCCUGUAGAGAUCCAGGUCCGAUCUCCUGAGGCCAGUGUCAUCUUGUCAGUCUUGAGGAGGGCUCAAAGGAGACGCCCAGAUGGAAGGGAUUACUACAGAUGUUUGUACACCAAGAAAUUUGGUGCGCCUCCAGAUGGCUCCAUAUCUGGCAAUAGCCAGAGCACCACCGGUUUUUCACAGGCCACUUGCAGCCAAAGGAGUGAAAUGAAUACCUUGAGUAAGGAAAAAUGUGUGUCACGGCAUCCUUUGAUUUCAACUGAACCAAGCUGGAGAGGGACCAGUGAUAAAAGCAGCAUUACAAAUCCUGCCAGUCAAAUCAGCCAUCAUCUUCAAUCAUCUCCUUUUCCUCAGUCAACAGCCCACAAUGAUGCACCACGACAUCAGAAUGUUACUGGUGUUAUUCCCUUCAGUCAAGUGGUAUUGCCAGGUGAACUUAACAAUGCUUCAGGGCAUGCUCCUCAAACUGACAUGCACCCCUUCAGUGAAUUGACCGAUUACAAGCUCACAAACACUACAACAGUUCUUGAUCCCAUUUGUGCAAAAGGAAAAAGUGAUGCAUCCUUUUAUCAAGAAGAUGUAGGAGCUGAAGAACCCCUAAGCUCCCAGGUUGAUCUCUUUCUGAGCCAGUCCUCCACACCAGUUAUUGGAUGUAAGAUGUCACACCCAACAUGUUUUCUGCAGGAUGCAGAGGAGGAGAACUUUUCUGGCAUCGCAGGUGCAGACCCAGUAGAGGCAGACAGAGAAGGGAACAGAGAGACAGAAGAAUCCAGUCCUCUAUUUGAGUGUUCGCCUAGUCACUGUGACAAUGAUUACAAGGAAGAAAAUAAGACUACAUCUUAUACAGGUCUUCCACUGUUGGAUGAUUCUGAACCACAAGCGACAUGUGAUUCUGACCUCACUGCGACAUCCAAUCACAGUAAUGGAAGUCAGAAAAGUUUGGAUAGUGCUUUUGUAUCCAGUGAAGUGAAGGAUAGGGAAAUCUGUGUAAAUCAUAAAGUGGAUAAGACGAUGUCACAACAAAUGCAAGAUACAAGUAUUGACAAACAGUCUGUGCAACUGCAACUCAAAAUCAUGUCAGCAGAACCCAUGAUAGAAGAUCAUAUGGAAUUGAGUGAGCAGAUGCAUUCAUUGUCUCCUCAGGCAAUACAGUUAGAAAGCAGUAAAAGUGUUGAAACUUCCUCUUCUAUUGAAAGAAUUGAAGAUCUGUCCUUUGACAUUGGCUGUCUUGCUGAUGAUAGUGAUAUCAUGGAAGGUUCUUCACCAGAAAUGUUGCAAGCAGCGACUGUUCUUCCAAGCCAGGAGACUCCUCUAUCUCAUAACAAAGCUGACGUUUCAGAAUAUUUACACACGGCACAGACCCAACAAACAAGUGCACUUGUUGCCAUAAAGGAGCCUGUGACAAAAGCAAAUGCUGAUAGAAUUCAAACAGCAAGGGAGCCAACCAUUACUAGUACAAGUCCAUGUGAAGCGAGUGUCAAGGUGAGGAAACCAAACCAAGCUAUUUGUGGAGCUUAUGAGGAUAAGAAAUCCCAAAACAAAGAGAGCACACCUCAUUGCUCUGAUCCCAAAAGCCAUCCACAGGCUCCUGGUUCAGCUAUACGCAAUAAACUCUUAUUAUCAACACCCAGCACGGUAUCUGUUACCAGGAAUGGAGCCAACAUAAGUGAUGCAUCUGGAUCUAAUGCAUUGUUUGUUACACCUCAGACGGCUUUUGGUAAUCAACAAGGUACCGAUAAAAAAAUUGUUACUUCAAAAUCUUUGUCUCCAAUUGAGACACCAAAACAGGACAUUUUGCGGAGUAAAAAUGCCCCAUCUACAGAAUCUCACACUGAGAUGUUGCCAAUGGAAGACAAGCGGGCAACACCUGGAUCAGCCAUUCAGACAAAGCUGCAGUUGUGGACAAAAGCAAACAGAUCUGAGGCAACUCCAAACAUCAAAAGGACUUCAAAAUCUGCGAGUAGUUCAUAUGAACCAUCAGCAAAGAAGCAGCAGCUGUUUCCCGUACCACAGGCCAACAAGAGGACCUUCAAAGCUCCCUUUAAGGGAGAAGGAAAGCAAACAAACCAGGGAGAGUCAAAGAAGAGAAAGACACCAGAAGUUAAGGACAUCAAGUCUACCAUCAGAGAUGCAUCUGUAAUGUCCCAGUGUGAGAGACAGCAGGCUGUGACUUACAUACUGGGGGCAGGGGAGGUCAGCAUGGCCUUGGUGUAUGGUGAUGGCACGUCACAGCUCAGGGAACCCACAACCAAGGGAAUACCCAAGGACAGUGACAAUAAGGCAGUGGGCAUUGCUGUUGCUGUUCCCGGACCGUCCUCUGGAGCUGUACAGGCCUGCAGUGGACAAGCCAAGAGAAUCAGACAGUUGCAGUUCAUCAUGUUUCCACUCACUUUGGAUAAGCAAGACUAUGCAGAAUACUGCAGAGAGACACUGACACAGCUGAUGACAAGCAAAGCUUGUAGAGUGUGUCUGGAUGCCCAGGAGCUCAUCCUCACCAUGAUCUCACAUUUUUCACUAGAUGUAGCCUCAGUGUAUAACUGGAGCAUGGUGGACCCCAAGGUUGCUGGCUGGCUUUUGAAUCCUGACCACCCCCCUAACACUUUUACUGAAGUGGUAAAAAUGUGUUGGAAAGAGAACGGUCAGGCAUGUGACAAUGAUGAUGAUGCUAACACUCUGCUCUGCCAGGACUUGAGUUGGCUGUUAGAAGUAAUGGAGCUGCUCAGAAGGAGACUCGUGGACUGUGACCUGCUAGACCUAUACCUCAAUGUUGAGAUGAAACUGACACCCAUUUUGGCAAGUAUGGAAUAUCAUGGCAUCUGUGUUGAUCCACAGUGUCUGAUCAAGAUGGGUGAUAUUUUGAAGAAGAGAAUUGGCAUGGUGGAGUCUGAUGCUUACAAGGCAGCUGGACACCGCUUUCUCCUCAGUAGUCAUGUGCAGCUAAGGACAGUGUUGUUUGAUGAGCUCCACCUUGAUGAGAGAUGUGACAACAGACAGAAGCUGGCCAGAACCAGUGUCAACAAUCUGAAGUCAACCUCAGAGUCUGUGCUUGUGCAGCUACAAGAUCUACAUCCUCUUCCAAAGUUGGUACUGGAAUACAGAAAGCUGGAGAAAAUGAAGUCCACUUAUGUUGAUGGUAUCCUGGCAUGCAUAAAAGAGGGAAAGCUGACUGCAACUUGGGAUCACACAUCAGCAGCCACAGGAAGGUUAACCUCAGCCAACCCUAACAUCCAAUCUGUGCCAAAACAGCCACUUGAAAUUGUAGAAUCUUCCCACAAACAACCAGCAGAAGGUGGCAAACAUGAAACUACAACUUUGUGUGCCAGGGAACCAUACGUUGCCAGAGAAGGAUGCUCAUUUCUAUCAGCAGACUUCCAGUCCAUAGAGUUCCGCUUGCUGGCUCACUUCUCAAAGGAUCCUUCAUUGCUGAAGGUGUUUCAGGGAGAUGAUGUGAAGGAUGUAUUCAUGGAACUCACUUCUCAGUGGAUGAAUGUGCCACUAGGAUCAGUGCAAACUGCAGACAGGGAGAGGACAAAGAGAGUGGUUUACUCCAUUAUGUAUGGUGUGGGACCAGAGAAACUUGCAACCUACCUGAAUGUCAGUGCUGCGGAGUCCAAAGGAUUUAUCUCAAGCUUCCUUCGUAGGUUUCCUGGUGUUAGCAGAUUUACCCACAAAUGCAAAGAGGAGUGCAAGGCUAAAGGUCAUGUACGGACUAUCCUGAAACGAUGGAGGCUGAUCCCAAACAUCAAGUCACCCAACUUUUUCCUGAGGUCUCAGGCUGAGAGGCAGGCAGUUAACUUUGUUGUCCAAGGUUCUGCAGCAGACAUCUGUAAGCUGGCCAUGAUCCUUGUGGGGAAGCGGCUGGCAGAAGAAGGCCUGAAGGCCAAGCUACUGAUUCAACUGCACGAUGAACUUGUCUUUGAAGUAGCAGAUGAAGAGGUGGACAGUGUCAAGGGAGUUGUCAGGGACAUCAUGCAAUCAGAUGCCUUGCUGGGUGGUCAAAUCAAGUUGCAGGUGCCACUCCGAGUGUCAGUCAGUGUUGGGAAAUCCUGGGGACGGAUGACUGACUUGGAGUGAUGCCAUGGGUGUUUCCUCAAUUUUCUGUCGGUCCGUCCGUCUGUCUUAUUGUUGGUAUUUAGAAGCAAAGUAAGCAAGGUCCUCUAUCAUUUACUUGGACCUUAAGCAAGAUGUUUUGACAUGAAAUACCCCCAGUUGCAUCAAAAGAAUGUACCCUUCAACAAAAAUGCAUUUUUUUGGUGACAAAAUCCUAAGAUUUGCAAUACAGCUCCAUGUGUCUUGAUUUUUAAUCCAUUCACAUGAUUAUAAUAAUUAUAUAUGUUAUUCUAUUAAAAAUGUGGGAAUGAAAGAUUGACAGUAGCUUUUUUUCCAUGUUCACUGUCUUAUAUUUUGAAAUGAUAUAACAAACAACAAUAUAGAAGAUAAGCCUUUUACAUCUCCAUUCUUUACAACAUAGAAGUAAAUUGUGCUGGAUAUUCAGGAUUUUCUAGACAUGGGUAGGCACAAAUGUAUACAUAUUAACCAUUCAGCUUUUGAUAGCAUAGUCCACAGUUUUUAGUAUAUCAUCAAAAAUGGUUGUCCUCAUGUCAGGUAUUUCAGUAAUUAACGCAGACAUUGUGGUUGGUGAAUUUAGCCACCCAGCUGUAAUUUGCAUGGCAGUGUCCUACAGUGCUACAUUUGUGUAAAUAAUGGAGACAGUUAACAAUUUACAGUUAUUGAUACAUUGGGUCAGAACAGGUGUAAAUGCCAUGUUGGAAAACUAUUAUCUCAUGCAACUGGACAGCACAUCAGCAGCGAAUGACGCAGAGAAAAAUUGCUGACCCCACAAGCUCUAAAGCACAUUUCUGGUCGCCUGGAAUAGGGCGGGUGUCCUCUAGGCCAGGCGUGAUAUUUAGAAAUCAGACCUAGCAGAUUUUUAUACAGUACAGUACUAGUAAGACAAUGUAGAUUUCCAUAUGCUUGAGUUGCCGGCAAUAAUAAAAUUUGCUUACAUA